Molecule: messenger RNA, 1375 nt
Organism: Peromyscus leucopus (white-footed mouse)
Lineage: Eukaryota; Metazoa; Chordata; Mammalia; Rodentia; Cricetidae
Gene: Pura
Product: purine rich element binding protein A
Exons: 2
Coding region: 395-1360 (321 amino acids)
Biological process (GO): regulation of transcription by RNA polymerase II
Cellular component (GO): nucleus
Molecular function (GO): RNA polymerase II transcription regulatory region sequence-specific DNA binding; purine-rich negative regulatory element binding; DNA-binding transcription factor activity, RNA polymerase II-specific
Source: RefSeq, a predicted model, not a curated record
CCCGCCCCCGCCCGCAGCCCGCCCUCCUCGCGGCUCAGCCCGGAGAGCCCGAGUGAGGCGCCGCCGUUCGGCUCGCGCGCCGUCCAGAACAGGUGUGCGCGCGCGCCUGCCCCCCCUCCCUCCUCCUUCUCCCUCCUCCUCCUCCUCCCUCCUCCUCCUCCUCCUCCUCGCGCCCGCCUCGCGCGCGCCGGCCUCCCUCCAGCCUGCGCCCUCCCUCACCUGCGGCAGGACAGCGCCCGCCAGCCCGCCCGCCCCGAUCUCGCGAGAGUGGCUGACUGGCUGUGGGGGUUGCGGCGGCAGCAGGCGGAGCCGGGGAGGGAAAGCAGCGGCGGCUGAGGCGACUGAGGCGGCGGGCGGAGCGGCAGGCGGCGGCGCGGCGGCGGAGCGCAGCAUCAUGGCGGACCGAGACAGCGGCAGCGAGCAGGGUGGUGCGGCGCUGGGCUCGGGCGGCUCCCUAGGGCACCCGGGCUCGGGCUCAGGCUCCGGCGGGGGCGGUGGUGGCGGCGGGGGCGGCGGCGGCAGUGGCGGCGGCGGCGGGGCCCCGGGGGGGCUGCAGCACGAGACGCAGGAGCUGGCCUCCAAGCGGGUGGACAUCCAGAACAAGCGCUUCUACCUGGACGUGAAGCAGAACGCCAAGGGCCGCUUCCUCAAGAUCGCAGAGGUGGGCGCUGGCGGCAACAAGAGCCGCCUCACCCUCUCCAUGUCUGUGGCCGUGGAGUUCCGCGACUACCUGGGCGACUUCAUCGAGCACUACGCGCAGCUGGGCCCCAGCCAGCCGCCCGACCUGGCCCAGGCACAGGACGAACCACGCCGGGCGCUCAAGAGCGAGUUCCUGGUGCGCGAAAACCGCAAGUACUACAUGGAUCUCAAGGAGAACCAGCGCGGCCGCUUCCUGCGCAUCCGCCAGACAGUCAACCGGGGGCCCGGCCUGGGCUCCACGCAGGGCCAGACCAUCGCGCUGCCCGCACAGGGGCUCAUCGAGUUCCGUGACGCUCUGGCCAAGCUCAUCGACGACUAUGGAGUGGAGGAGGAGCCGGCCGAGCUGCCCGAGGGCACCUCCUUGACUGUGGACAACAAGCGCUUCUUCUUCGAUGUGGGCUCCAACAAGUACGGCGUGUUUAUGCGAGUCAGCGAGGUGAAGCCCACCUACCGCAACUCCAUCACCGUGCCCUACAAGGUGUGGGCCAAGUUCGGACACACCUUCUGCAAGUACUCCGAGGAGAUGAAGAAGAUUCAAGAGAAGCAGAGGGAGAAGCGGGCCGCUUGUGAGCAGCUCCACCAGCAGCAGCAGCAGCAGCAGGAGGAGACCACCGCUGCCACCCUGCUACUGCAGGGUGAGGAAGAAGGGGAAGAAGAUUGAUCAAACUGAAUGAAA